AUGGCGUCUGCCAUUAAAGCCAAAUUGACGGGAGGAUCAGCUGCCAACGACGCUGACCUGCAGGAAGAACGAGACAAGUACAGACUUCUAGUCACAGCCGGUCCGUCCUAUGAUGAGAAGACGCACAAGACCGUCAAGGUCAAUUCCGAGAUUCCAACGACAAUCGAGAACGAGUUCUUGACAGCGAAGAUCAAUGUCCGCGUGAAAGGCUUCCGUGGUUUGCCAAACACAAGCCCAUCAACAUCGAAGGACUACUUCGACGACCCUAUGCAUGCAAAAGACCAAUACUCGCUUGGUUUCAGCUUCGUUCCGAAGCAGGAUAUUCCCAGUGUAGAUACUGUCUGGGGCAACGACUUCGACCAUAGCAUUAAAGACAAGAUUCCACCUGGUUUCAAUACCGCCUUUAAAAUUGUCAAGGAGUUCAUCGAUCCAGGCCUCAGUUGCGACGCCUAUGCUGAUCAGCCUUGGCUCUAUGGGCCUAGUCUCAGCUGUUGGUUUGCUCUCCGCAUCGGAGAAAAGGUCAACGAAGGCGAAGACUUUCCCGCACCCGGCGUGAUGACUGAGGGAGCAGAUGGAACCGGUAAAGAUCUCAGAGAGCGACUAGGCCUCCCGGAAAACAACGAAAAGCGACGAAAGUACUUCCUGGACGCAAAGCAUCGCCAACCUUUUUUUUUCGAAAAAGGUCGAUGCUAUCAAGGAGACUUCUACAACCCUUACUUGGACUUUGGUAAUUUUAGUUUGAAACUGCCAGGUUUUACUUUGAAAGUGAUCAAAUACGUCGGAGACAAGACGCAUUGUCUUCGAUACGUGUUCAAGAACCGAGAGACCGGCGACAUGUACUUCAACGUCAAUUUCAAAUUGCUCUGGGGUGAAGAGCUGCAAAAGGCCCUGACGGCAGACCAGAAAGAGCAGGCAAGCUCUGAAAGAGACUCUGGAAUUGGCUUUCAAGAUCAAGCCUCAGAUGGGGCUACCGACGGCGCAUCGAAUGGUGUUGCAGCCUCCCCAUCCACUUCCGGAGAGCCACAGGCCGUGCCAACCAACGACACCAACGACGAGUCAACGAGACAUACUGCUCCGCCAACGAUGCAAUUACAUCCCGGCGACCACAACGCCGCAGCUGCUGUUGCAAGUGCCGGGAGCAGUACGUCCGACCCAGAUGUCGACGAGAUUGAUCGGCUUCUGCAACAGACGUCGACUAGCCAGAAGCGGAGCGGGCUUUUCCUGGAUGAGAUUGACUGA
This is a messenger RNA of Zymoseptoria tritici IPO323, 1239 nucleotides long. RefSeq lists its product as uncharacterized. The record is from RefSeq and is a predicted model, not a curated record. Bases 1 to 1239 code for a protein of 412 amino acids. NCBI's taxonomy places the organism in Eukaryota, Fungi, Ascomycota, Dothideomycetes, Mycosphaerellales, Mycosphaerellaceae. The transcript has 2 exons.